Molecule: messenger RNA, 1047 nt
Organism: Auxenochlorella protothecoides
Lineage: Eukaryota; Viridiplantae; Chlorophyta; Trebouxiophyceae; Chlorellales; Chlorellaceae
Product: Ubiquitin-like domain-containing CTD phosphatase
Exons: 6
Coding region: 1-1047 (348 amino acids)
Cellular component (GO): nucleus
Molecular function (GO): phosphoprotein phosphatase activity
Source: RefSeq, a predicted model, not a curated record
AUGGCGGAUGAGGGCGUCGUGAUCAAGUUCAAGUGGAGAAGCACGAUCUACGACAUCGUCACCCACCCCCAGGAGUCGGUGGAUGGUCUGAGGCGCAAGGUGGAGGCAGCCACCAGCGUCCAGCCCAAGCGCCAGAAGCUGCUGGGACUGAAGGGCAAGGAUGGCAAGGCCCCUACAGAUGCCACCCUGGUCAAGGACCUGGCUCUCAAGGCCAACGUCCCCAUCAUGAUGCUGGGGGCACCUGAGGAGAACAUUGCUGCCCUGGACGCGCAGGCCGAGGUGGCGCCGGCGGUGCAGGACGACUUUGACCUGGACCCCCCCGCCUCCAGCCUGGACCCGCGCGACAUCCGCGACGAGCCCGGGGUCCGCGAGCGGCUGGCCCGGCGCGUCGCCCGCACCGAGGUUAAGGUGCUGCAGGCCCCCAGGCCUGGCAAGAAGCUGCUGGUGCUGGACAUUGACUACACCCUCUUCGACCUGGGCUCCUCCGCUGAGCGAGCCGACCAACUGGCGAGGCCCUUCCUGCACCACUUCCUGACGCUCGCGUAUGCGCACUAUGAUAUUGCGAUCUGGUCGGCCACCUCCAUGAAGUGGAUCGAGGUGAAGAUGCGGGAGCUGGGGGUCUCCACCCACGAGCAGUACAAGCUGACGUUCAUGCUGGACCACAUGGCCAUGGUCACGGUGCACCAUGAGAAGCACGGCGUGUUUGACUGCAAGCCACUGGAGUUUGUCUGGCAGAAAUUCCCGGGCGUGUACACGCCCGAGAACACCAUCAUGAUGGACGACCUUCGGCGCAAUUACAUCCUCAAUCCCCAGAACGGCCUGGUCAUCCGUCCGUUUCGCAAGUCCCACCGAUCCCGCGACACCGACCGCGAGCUGCUCUUCCUGGGAGCCUAUCUCCAGAAGAUCGCGGCGCUGGAGAGCCUGUCCGGCCUCGACCAUGGGGCCUGGGAGGCGUACGCCGCGCAAGAGAUCCGGGCGGCGCUGCGGGACUUCCGGGACGCCCGCGCCGCCGCCCUGUCCUCAGCGCCGCCCGGGCCCGAGGCAUGA